Molecule: messenger RNA, 1468 nt
Organism: Fopius arisanus
Lineage: Eukaryota; Metazoa; Arthropoda; Insecta; Hymenoptera; Braconidae
Exons: 7
Coding region: 187-1452 (421 amino acids)
Source: RefSeq, a predicted model, not a curated record
GAGAUGUCUAGUGUAUCAGUUCUUGUUGAUGCGUUUUGUUGUGCAGACAUUAUUUUUUCACCGUCUGUCAUCGAUUUCAAGUGGCAUCAGAGAGAUUGUUCCUUUCCAAUUGCAAUUAAUAAUUUUCAGUCAAUUUUCAUUUGACAAUUAUUCUGAAUUAUGAGUAAAUCUAUAUAAACUGACAGGAUGCAACGUGUAUUAAGUUUGCAAGCUGCUCGGGGCUUCGGCGAGUCCAGCGAAUUUGUGACCAAACGAAUGUGCUUUUCGUUUCUAUUUUCUAUUGGAUUUUUGUGUCUUCUCUGUGGAUUUUUGAUUGGAAGAUUUGCGGCCCAGAGAGCUGUCGAUAUCAGGGCAGAGAAGGAACAAAAGUUAGUGGCUGGCAAUGGCCUUGAGAGUGGUGAACACCUGCUGCAGAGGACUAUCGAGAAACUCGAAAACCGAAAGUUCGAUUGGUCUGCAGAUCGAAUAAAUGGUAUGCAAGGGAUGGCACUACAAAACGCUUCAAAACAGUUCCUUGUCCUGAAUUUCUAUUCGAAAUUAUGGAAUAAUGGGAAUUGUUUAACUGCGACAAUUCCUGGAGCGCACGAAAAAGAUAGAUACGUUAUUCUAACGACAGGAGGAGAAGAAAAUAUUAAAAUGGUUCUAGAAAUUGUCAGAGAUUUGCAGGAAUUGAUUGCUGAUAAUGACUGGAAACCACGCAGAACUCUAAUGUUCCUUUUAUAUGAAAACUCAUUGGAUGAAUGCCUUAGACUUUUUCCUGAUUACAAAAAAACGAAAAUUGUGGCUCUGUUGGCUAUCGACGGAAUUCCAAACACCGGAAAUGGCUAUCUCGUAUCUUCUGGGUCAGACGUAGUCCAGACAACUGUUCUCGCGUCAUUCAAGGAUUUUGCUGGACCGAAAACUGAUGAAAUUACAUAUUUUCCUCGUUUGAAGCUCAACAUUCCUCACUCUGUUAUUACCUUCAUGGCCUCUCCAAAUAACACAAGCCUUAAAGGUUCCCAUAUCGAACAACAGAUUACCUCUCAUCGAAAGAGUUUGGUAAAAAUUUUAAUAUCAAGCUUAUGGAAACUCUCUCAAAUGAACAUAUUCCAAUGGAAUCCACGAUUAAUGGAAGACACCAUAAGAACAUUUUUUUUUAAUUUAACAGCACCUCAUCUACGUCCAUAUAUUGAGAAAAUCCAAAAGAAAUUGUCAACUAUUACUGAGCAUGGGAGAGCCCUCAAUGAUAAAAUAGCAAAAAUAUUAGGAAUUAGAUAUCUUGAAGUACGAAUGACAAAUGACUUGCUGAAGGACAUGGAGAGAGCCCUCCUGUGUUUGAAUGACUCUUCUCAAUCAAGAACGGACAUUACAUUAAUUUCUAAUUCACGAAAUGAUCAGGAAAUUAGUCAGAUUCUUGCCGAAAUGCUCCCGUGUCUCGAUGCAGGCAUUCAAAUAUUACAAGACAUGACUUAAUUUACAUAAUAAAACA